AUGCUGAUAAGGGAGAUCCCAGGGUUCUACUAUGAUGAAGAGAAAAGAAGGUACUUCAAGGUAGUCAACGGAAGCACACUAGUCAACAAGAAGUACCACAAUAACAGAGUUCAAGCGGAAAAGCGAAGGUUUAAUAAAAGCCAUGAAACCAAAAAUUGCAAAAAACAAGCAUUUCCCCAUGUCGAUGAUCGUAUAAAUAUACUCAAAUUACGUCUUGGAGAAACAAGACUCCUUCAGCAUGACCUCACGUUUGAAAUGAUCAAGUCAGUACAACAAAAUAGCUACAAAAGUGCUCGAAAACGAAACUUGAAGAGUUGGGGAAUAGUUUCGAUGGAUCACCAUGGUCCUCAUAUUAUAGUGUCAAGUCUGUAUGACGUGCUGUUGAUCGGCCACGGAUACUGUGACUUCAGCGACUUGAUGUUCUGGCGCCACUUUGAGCGAAUCUCGUGCAAUCUAGCACCUAUUAAUGAACCUACAGUGUCCAAUCUCUCAUGCGAUGGACGAUAUUUGUUCUACACAAUUACUGUGACAUCGGUUGAUUUUCCUUCAAUGGUGCAAAACUAUGUCAGAAUUGAAAGAUUGGAGGUUGACAAUGCUAUCAGAAAACAAGACUUUACCCUUGCACUUUAUUCCUACUGGAAGUCGCUACAAGUAUCAUCUUUUCAACAUUUUCUUGGUCAAAUUUUGGGAGUAAAUGCCAUUGAUUUCAGCGAGGAGCGAUACUCUUAUUUGGAUGGAAAUCUCUUCGUUGACACAGUAUCUAUCACAGCCUUACAAAUCUGUAGUAAAAAGGUCUACUUGGGUUGCAGCAACGGUUCAAUCGUUAUACUAUCUUUCGAGGAAAUUCUGGGUGGCAUAAAGUUUUAUGACUCUUGUUUGGUAAAUGUUAGCACGAAAGCACCAAUUUCCGUGAUAAGAGUACUUGAAAAAGAUUUCAUUGCUUUCACAACUGAGCGAGUAAUUACCAUUCUUGACUCACAUCACCGUCAGAUUCACCGCAUAAAUCAUUGCAAUCUAAUCAAAAACUUUAAAGCUGAGAUAUACCCGGAAUUGUCGGUGAUUCAUGUUGUUGGUCUUACAAAAGUUACAACCUAUCGAAUACUCAAGAAUGGUGAAAAAAUUGUAGCGCCAAUUCACUACUUCAACGAUAAUAUUACAAUUCAACCAUCAGUUAUAGAAAGUGAUCUUAUGAUGGUAAAAGAAUCGGAUCUGACCAUACGAGUCACAGAUCUCAUGAACUUCAAAUCGGCUAUCCUACCGGUUGCAAAUGAUGAUAGGGUAUUAGUGGGCAUUUACAAGUGUGGUGACGAGGUGAUUGUACAUUUUGCAGACGAUUCAGUGUCUUAUUUCAAGCACUAUAUGUAG
Meyerozyma guilliermondii ATCC 6260 is the source of this 1365-nucleotide messenger RNA. RefSeq lists its product as uncharacterized. Bases 1 to 1365 code for a protein of 454 amino acids. The record is from RefSeq and is a predicted model, not a curated record. NCBI's taxonomy places the organism in Eukaryota, Fungi, Ascomycota, Pichiomycetes, Serinales, Debaryomycetaceae. The transcript has a single exon.